Molecule: messenger RNA, 2742 nt
Organism: Ziziphus jujuba (common jujube)
Lineage: Eukaryota; Viridiplantae; Streptophyta; Magnoliopsida; Rosales; Rhamnaceae
Product: disease resistance protein RPM1-like
Exons: 2
Coding region: 1-2742 (913 amino acids)
Biological process (GO): defense response to other organism
Molecular function (GO): ADP binding
Source: RefSeq, a predicted model, not a curated record
AUGGCGGAGACUGCAGUAGGCUUUGCUAUCGACCGCAUGGUCUCAUUGCUGACCAAUGAAACCAGCUUGUUGAGAGAUGUUCAUUCAGAAGUUGAAAGCAUCAAACAUGAACUAGAGGCCAUACAGUGUUUCCUCAAGGACGCAGAUAUGAAGGCAGAUCUAGAAUACUCUCAAGGAGAUCAUCAAACAACUAGAGAUGGUGUUAAAGCUUGGGUGAAGCAACUGACAGAAAUUGCAUUUCAGAUAGAAGAUGUCAUUGAUGAAUACACUUUCCACUUGGAGCAACAUCCAGGCGGCCGCAGGGCUCGUGGCUUCAUUGCUUCCCUCUGUAAAAUUGGUCGAUCAAUCAUCAAACUUAAACCACGCCAUAAUAUUGCAUCUUGCAUACAAGAGAUCAAAAAAGCUGUUGUUGAAAUCAAGGAAAGAAGUGCAAGGUACGGCUUUGAUUCAAUUGAAAAAGGAACUACAAAUGCUGACAAUCCUUCUCAAUAUGUUUCAGGGUACGAUCCUCGAAAAGGAUCCAUGUACCUUGAGGAUGAUGAUCUUGUGGGGAUUGAGUCUCCAAGAGAUGAAUUGGUUGGUUGGUUGUUAAAUAAUGAUCAACAAACUCAACGAGCUAUAAUUUCAGUGGUGGGGAUGGGGGGACUAGGCAAGACAACUCUUGCCAGAAAGGUCUAUGAUUUAGUUAAAAAUGAUUUUGAUUGCCAUGCUUGGAUAGCAGUGUCUCAACCAUACCAGAAGGAGGGACUAUUAAAGAAGAUCAUAAAGCAGUUUUGCAAAGGAAACAAGGAACCUGCUUCUCAAGGAAUUGACUCAAUGGAUGAAGAGGCACUGACAGAGAAAGUGAGACAAUAUUUGCAGAAAAAGAGGUACGCUGUUUUUUUCGAUGAUGUUUGGAAAGUAGGUUUUUGGGGUGAUAUAGAACAUGCUUUACUUGAUAAUAAAAUUGGUGGGAGGAUAGUGAUCACAACACGAAGUAAGGAGGUUGGAGACUUCUGCAAAAUUUCACCCUCUGUUUAUGACCUUGAGCUUAAGCCUUUGGAUCCCGAAAAGGCUUAUGAACUAUUUUGCAAAAGGGCUUUUCGAGUUGAAUUUGGAGGACGUUGUCCCCCCAGCUUAAAUGAUUUGUCAAGGAAAAUUGUCAAAAAAUGCGGCGGACUGCCACUUGCAAUUGUAGCCAUAGCUGGUCUUUUAUCCACAAAAGACAGGACCGUAUAUGAAUGGGAUAAAUUGCAUUCUAGCCUCAGUUCAGAGUUGGAGAGUAAUCCCCAUCUCACUAGCAUAAAAAGAAUCUUAUUGCUCAGUUAUUAUGAUCUACCAUACUACCUCAAAUGUUGUUUCUUGUACUUUGGCAUGUAUCCAGAGGACUAUUCUAUCAAGCUUUCAAGGUUACUUCGGCAAUGGAUUGCAGAGGGUUUCAUAAAAUCGAAGAAAGAUAAAACAUUGGAAGGUGUUGCACAUCAAUACUUGUCUGAGCUAAUCCAUAGAAGUCUAGUUCAGAUAUCGGAUGUUCAUUUCUUGAGGGGAACUUGUAAAGCUUGCCGCGUCCAUGAUCUUCUACAUGAGGUUAUUCUAAAAAAAAUGGAGGACUUAAUUUUUUGUCGCGUUUUAUCUGGAAAUGAUCAAUCGACUUUAAGAGGAGAUCAACUAGUUACUCGGCGGCUAUCAAUCAUCAACAGUUCAAGUAUUAAUGUUCUCCACAACAUUGAUCAGAGUUUUCAAGUUCGCAGCAUUUUAAAUUUCAAAUUCAGUGAUAGAAUAUUUGCCAAUUCUAUUUUGAGCACACACACAAAGAAUUUCAAACUUCUAAAAUUAUUAGAUUUUGAAGAUAGUGCGUUGGAUUACAUUCAUGAAGAUAUUGGCAACCUCUUCCAUUUAAGAUAUCAUAGUCUCCGUAACACAAAAGUGAAGAUGCUUCCAAAGUCCAUAGGGAAAUUGGUAAACCUUGAGACUUUGGAUAUAAGGGACUCAUUUGUAGUUGAGAUACCAGCUGAGAUCGAAAGGCUUAGUAAGCUCCGAUACCUUUUGGCAUACAGUAGAUACGAUUUCAAUAUUGAUAGCAUUCAAUUUAAUCUAUCUACUGUAAGAGGAAUGAAGGUACACGAAGGGAUAGGUUGCUUAGGAGCAUUGCAAAAGUUAUCACUUCUGGAUGCAAGUAAAAUGGGGGUUGACAUAAUAAAAGAGUUGGGAAAGUUGACACACUUGAAAAUCUUGGAAAUCUUUAAGCUCAAAAGUGAAGAUGGAAAGAUACUAUUCGAAUGCAUCGCGAAGAUGAACCACUUGGAAUCUUUGAAUGUGACUACAAUCAGUGGAGAUGAUAUUAUUCAUAUUGAAUUCCUCUCAUCCUUACCACAAUCUCUUCGGAGCCUCUCUUUAACUGGUCCUUUAAGUAAGUUGCCAGAAUGGAUAUCACAGCUUCAGAAUCUAGUCAACUUAACACUGGUGUUAACAAAACUGGAGGAUGAUCCAGUGAAAACCUUUAGAAAUCUGCACAACCUGUUAAUGCUGAGGAUGCUAUAUGAUGCUUAUAAUGGUGAGAAAUUGCAGUUUGAGGAAGGUGUUUUUUCAAGGCUGAAGCUGCUCAGCGCCAUGCAUUUGAGUAAAUUGAAUUCGAUUGUGAUAGAGGAAGGAGCAUUGCCUAUCCUUGAAAAACUUAUAAUCGGGCCCAGCCCAAAACUGGAGAUCAUCAAUGGUCGAAUAUAUGUUGUUCAAUCCGAUCAUCAUAGAUACAACGAAGAUUAA